Lindgomyces ingoldianus is the source of this 1468-nucleotide messenger RNA. Its product is annotated as concanavalin A-like lectin/glucanase. Gene Ontology annotation, molecular function: hydrolase activity, hydrolyzing O-glycosyl compounds. Gene Ontology annotation, biological process: carbohydrate metabolic process. The coding region runs from base 1 to 1362 and encodes 453 amino acids. The record is from RefSeq and is a predicted model, not a curated record. NCBI's taxonomy places the organism in Eukaryota, Fungi, Ascomycota, Dothideomycetes, Pleosporales, Lindgomycetaceae. The transcript is spliced from 4 exons.
AUGCCUUGGAGGCACACCCAGGCAAGCCAUCAAACCUCAACCCUCCCAAUCCUCCCUCAGGCGCUGAAGAAAGCAAACACACCAUACACUUCCAGUCCAGCAACGGGAUUGCACUCGAGAAUCCCUUCCAGAGCAGCCUCUUCAACUGGCGUGAAUUUCUCGGCCUCACAGAGGUAUUUUCGUUCUCGGCGAGUUAAGAAAGAGGAAAUCCAGAAGCCAUGGUUGGACAAAAAAGACCAUGGAGGGAAAUGGAAUAACGCCAUUGUUUUGAUUGGGCUCUUCCUUGGCAUAGCGCUUUUCGGUUUUCUCAUCUAUGACGGAAUUCGGGGAGUCAUUACCCAUAAGUACUGCCCUGUUUUGAUAGAGGACUUUACCUCCUGGAAUGACCAGGUUUGGACCAAGGAGGUAGAAGUUGGUGGUUUUGGUAACGGCCAGUUCGAAGAGACGACUAAUACAGACGAGAACGUAUAUCUUGAUAAUGGAGUGCUUGUCAUCAGGCCCUCUCUUCAGGACCAGAACCUCAUCGAAAACAAUAACACUAUAGACCUGCGCGACAUGGGUUGUACGGGAACAAAGUGGACCGAGUGUGUAGCCACUACCAACACCACAAAUGGAACGAUCGUCAAUCCUGCCAAAUCUGGGCGUGUCAACACCAAGCUUGGAGCAUCAAUCAGAUUCGGUCGCGUCGAGGUCACAGCCCAACUUCCUGCUGGAGACUGGCUCUGGCCUGCCAUCUGGAUGCUUCCGACCGACAACAAAUACGGAGAGUGGCCAAAGUCUGGUGAGAUUGACAUCGCGGAAAGUCGUGGGAACAAUUGGACGUAUGGCCAAGGCGGGAACAAUGUUGUUAGCAGUACUUUACACUUUGGUCCUAGUAAAGAUAAUGAUGGAUGGUGGCGCAACAAUGUGAAGCACCAGACGCAACAUGGUACAUACUCGGAUGACUUCAAUACCUUCGGCGUUGAGUGGAGUGAGAGAUACGUCUUUACUUACAUCAAUUCUCGGCUUAUGCAAGUCAUGUACACACACUUCAACCAACCCUUCUGGCAAUACGGCAAGUUCCCACUCUCCGACAGCAACGGUACCCGAAUCCUAGAUCCAUGGAGCUACACUGGUAACGAUGCCACACCGUUCGACCAAGACUUCUACCUUAUUCUCAACGUAGCUGUUGGCGGUGAGAACGGUUGGUUUAAGGACGGAAAGUCUGGAAAGCCAUGGGUUGACGGCAGCCCCACGGCUAGGAGGGACUUCUGGAAAGCUCGUAAUUCGUGGUACCCAACCUGGAGUAAGCAAGGGUUCAUGAAGGUUAAGAGUGUCAAGAUGUGGCAGCAAGAGGGAUAUAAUGGUUGCAACCCACAAUAAGGGUUGACUAUCGCAUCACUAUUACAAGGGGGUGUAUGGUUGGUCGCUUGCAUGGAUUGCUUGUGUGGAUUGAUGGUUCAUGGGACAGGAUUUGUGUCAAGUGUAC